Phragmites australis (common reed) is the source of this 1234-nucleotide messenger RNA. RefSeq lists its product as uncharacterized. Gene Ontology annotation, molecular function: calcium ion binding. Lineage: Eukaryota; Viridiplantae; Streptophyta; Magnoliopsida; Poales; Poaceae. The coding region runs from base 98 to 949 and encodes 283 amino acids. The record is from RefSeq and is a predicted model, not a curated record. The transcript has 6 exons.
GGACUCCGGAGCGAAACUUUUUUUCCUCCCUUCCAUUUUGUUUAGAAAAAGUAGAGAGGAGAGGGGGAGAAGAAAGACCUUUUGCCGCCGCCUCGCCAUGGCGGGAGAAGGAACCGACGCCUGCGAGGAGCGCGAGGGCGCCCAGCCCAUGACCGAUUACGAGAAGCAACGGCUGUUGCGGAUACGCGAGAACGAGGCCCGCCUCCAGGCCCUUGGCCUCCGCGGCCUCGCAGCGUCCCCUCUCCUCCGCAACCCGUCUCCGGCGGCGGCCGCGGCCAAGAGGAGGCAGAAGAAGCGGUCCGCCAACGAGGAUGACGAGUACAUCCCGUCCAACGAGAGCGGCGGCGAGGAGGAGAGCUCGUCGGAGAGCGGACAAGAUGACGAGAUGGAUCGAGAUAGCAAAUCGUCGUCUAGGUCUAAUGCGAAGGGAAAGAAAGCUAAGCUAUUUAAGUCAGGUAAAACUUCUAAGAGUACAGCUAGGAAAGUGGUCACUUCUUUUGCUGAUUUUGUGGACGAUGAUACAGCCUUACAGCAGGCAAUUGCUCUCUCCCUGGCGGGAUCUUCUGAAAGGUCUGUGACCACAACGGGUGCAGAAACUUCAAGCACAGGAAUGGAAGGAAGUGAAGGCACUCUGCACAAAAAGAAUAGUAAAGCAUCCAUUCAGGACUCAGCUAAGAACAGGAAGAUUAAAAAGCUGGGUAAGAGCAGGAUACAACUGACAGAAGAUGAUGUGGUUGUCUUCUUCUUCUCAUUUGAUGAAGUUGGUAAAGGAUAUAUUACACCAUGGGAUCUUGAAAGAAUUGCUACAGUAAAUGAUUUCAUCUGGACAGAUUCUGAGAUAUCUAAUAUGAUCCGUUGCUUUGAUAGUGACAGAGAUGGAAAGAUAAACCUUGAGGAUUUCCGCAGCAUUGUAUCUCGAUGCAACAUGCUGCAGGAGCCUGAGAAGUGAGGAUGAGGCACGAUUGUGGUUUGAAAAUGCUUGCACUCUAAUUUAGUAAAGAAGAAAGGGGAAAAAAAAUGCUUGCACUCUAGCAUUUGCGACCAGUUUUCUGUAUUAUAACCAGAGACAUUGCGUAUGAAGUGUUAUGCAGAUAGCAGAAGACAAAAUGAGUCAAUGAAAGCCCAGUGGGGUAGUUUUUCUUUGGAAGGAUCAGUAGCGUAGUUAGUAGCCGCUGAACAGAACCUUUGUUUACAGGAGCUUGUCAAAUCCAAUUGACCAUGGCUUUUGUGGUUC